AUGACCGAAGGCGAGGAGGACAAAGCCGAGGAUGAAGGGGAGCGCACCGAGUCGGACUCCGACGUGAGGGACUUCGUCCGACUUCCACGCGGUGCUAAGAGGGGGGUGACCUCCUCAUCGCAGGGCGCACCGGGGGAGGGCGCCCCGGAGGACGACGAAGGAGAGGAGGCGACCUCGCCUCCGGAAGGAAAAGGGCUUGCGAAGGGGGCUGACGAGCCGCGGUCCAAGCGGUUGCGUCAGACCAUCCUUGAGGGCGCCACUGAGCUUCGGCGUCCCCUUAAGGACGCCCCUGAGGUCGGGGCCCGAGUCGGCCCAAGCGUGAAGGCGAUCCCGACGGUGAAGUCGAAUAGGAAGGUUCUGACAAGGCCCGCCCCGGUCGGCGGAGCGGCGGCUACAAGGGCGGCCGAGGCAAAGAAGGCGGCUGAGCUGAAAAAGGCCGCCGAGUCGAAGAGAGCGGCCGGCGACCCCGCGGGCCUUGCCUCAUCGCGAGAGGAGCCCGCCGUCGUGAGCAAGGCGACGGGCGCUACCGCCAGUUUGGCUGGGCCAGUCGCCGGAGGCGGCCCCUCGCCGAGCGCGAGCAGCGGCGAGGUGACGAAGGCGGCUGUCGAGACGGCCAUGGCCCGGGGUCCGGACAUCGUUCCCCCCAUGGUGGAGGAGGGGACAGCAGGUGCCGAGUCGGCGACGGCUCGAAGUCCGGACGCCGUCCCUCCUGUGGUGGAGAAGGAACGGGGCGCUACUGAGGGAAGCGGCCUCUCGGCGAAGAUGAGGGAGCGCCAGACGAAGGCCGCCAGGGACCAGGCUCGUCCCAGUGAUCCCGAGGCGCCGGCAGAAGGGACACCGUCGACUGAGGCGGUGGUGCAGGGGGGCAAGACGCACGAGUCGCGUCGGCCUCCACUGUCGACUUUGUCCUUUACUAAGCUUCACACGGCACUUGGUGAAGUUCAUGUGGCUCAAGUUAAGCUCCUGACGGCGGUCGGCGAAUUUUCGUGUGAUUCUUCCGACUUUAGUGUCUCUGAUGCUCGUCGUUCUUCUGUAGCAGAGGCGCGCGAGAAGGCGUUGGCAGAGGCGCGCGAGGGGUAUGUCAAGGAGUCCUUCUACCGGGACGCCGAUUUCCGGGCGAAGACAACCGAGGAGGCGACGAAGAAGGCAAAGACGGAGCUUGCUGACCUCAACAGGGUUUUGGAGGGCAAAGGCAAGGAGCUCGAGGACGUCAUUGCCGAUUACAAGGGCAGGCUCGAAGCUGCGGCGGAGGCUAGGGACGCGGCCCGGGGAGCUGCGGCGACGCUGCGGGCGGAGAUUGCGGCUUUGAAGCUAAAGCACGCCAAGGAACUUGCCGCGGAGAGGGAGGCGUCGGAGAGGCAGUGUGAAUUCGUGGAGUCGGCGACCCCGCGAGAGUGUCUUCAGACUGCGACCGCGUGCAUUAUCGCCUCCGCGGGGGACAUACUGGCGGCGCUUCAGUACCUGAGUCCGCGGGAAGUGAUUCCUCGUGAUGCGCCGUCGGUCUUCAAAGCCGUCUCCGAUAUCCCGGCGGUGGUCGACUGGCUCCGCCGCUCCUCUUGCCGCGUGGGCGUCACCAUGGAUUUGAGCAUGGUGCUUGCCCACUACUCGGAGGGCUUCGACGUGGAGGAAGUGACGGCCGACUUCCCGUCCGAGACUGGCGAGUUCGACGUCACCGAGGUGUUGCGCUUGAUGGAGGCGGUACGCCCUUACGCCGAUCGAGUGCUGGCGACUGCGGACUUGGAGACACAUAUUGUCAGCCAGUUGGCUCCCGAGGAUGCGGAGAAGGAGGCGGGCCCGAAGGACUUCCCCGCCGAGCGCCUCUUCCAUGCUGCGGCCACCAAUGCCCUGUCCACCUAUCCGGUCGUCAGGUACACCCCGAAGUUCUUACAUGGAGAGGGUGGCGCCGAGCUGGUGAUAGAGGAGCAGCCAGGGUCUGCCAAGUAA
Messenger RNA from Lolium perenne, 1944 nucleotides. The record is from RefSeq and is a predicted model, not a curated record. NCBI's taxonomy places the organism in Eukaryota, Viridiplantae, Streptophyta, Magnoliopsida, Poales, Poaceae.